Messenger RNA from Dermacentor andersoni, 1121 nucleotides. It is a transcript of the gene Mrm2, whose product is annotated as Mitochondrial rRNA methyltransferase 2. The record is from RefSeq and is a predicted model, not a curated record. NCBI's taxonomy places the organism in Eukaryota, Metazoa, Arthropoda, Arachnida, Ixodida, Ixodidae. Gene Ontology annotation, cellular component: mitochondrion. Gene Ontology annotation, molecular function: rRNA (uridine-2'-O-ribose)-methyltransferase activity. Gene Ontology annotation, biological process: RNA methylation.
UUGCAGAUACGUAAGCAAUCUUGAAAUAAUUAUAGGAAAGUCAAAGAUCAAAUUUUGUAUUAAUUAAUUUUAUUUUUUAUAUAUCUUUUCGUACCCUGAUGACAUGUUCAACGUAGUGAACGUAUAUCUCGGAGGUCAUUUUUUUGUAUACUGCAGGUUCAGUGUUAUACGCGUUCCCUUCUCUACUAUUGCACGUUCUAAUAGCCUCUGAGCCAAGACAAUCCGCCUUGCAACCCGUACGUCCGUGCUUUCAGGACUUCCAUGGAAGCUCUCAUGCGUUUUGCAGGGCAUCAUGCUUCGCAGAGUUUGCGGCGUAUGAUACAUACAAGCGCCGCGCAGUUGAAACUUCAGCCACAAAACUUGAAAGGCAAGAGCAAAGCUUCGCAGGACUGGCUGACGAGACACCUUAAUGACCCCUAUGUGAAACAGUCGCGGUACGACAACUACCGAGCGAGGAGCGCUUAUAAGCUUGUGGAGAUUGACGACAAAUACCGUAUCCUGAAACCUGGCUGCACCGUCUUGGAAUGCGGAGCAGCGCCUGGAGCUUGGACACAAGUUAUCGUGGAAAGGAUCAACGCUAACGGAAAAGACCACACCACCACAAGAGGAACGGUCAUUGGCCUGGACCUUCUGCCUAUUGAUCCUGUCCCAGGUGCUACCUUCCUCCCCAACACCGACAUAUUGAAGCCCGAGUCCACAACAAAGGUCUUGCAAUGCCUCAGUGGCAAAUCUGCGGACGUUGUACUGAGCGACUUGGCACCAAAUGCCAGUGGUGUGAAAUCUCUUGACCACGAGGCCAUUGUCACACUUACAUAUGCAGCUCUCAUACUCUCCUUCAAAGUUCUCAGCAUUGGUGGUUCUUUCUUAUGCAAAAUCUGGAACGGCAGUGAGGCAGUCAAGCUAUCAGACGACAUCAGAAGGUUCUUCCAGUUUGUCAACUACGUGAAGCCACCAGCAAGCCGAAAGGAGUCUGCCGAGAUUUACAUCUUGGGUCGUGGAUUCAAGGGAGCCGAGAAAUAACCGGGCAGUGUAGCCAAGGAGAUUGAGUGCCGCCCAAGUGUUGCUUCUAUUGCACACUCUAGCUGUAGAUAUUUGUGCUGUGCUGACAGCAAGCAACCAGU